UCGUAGCGUGUAAAUAAUUUGUCUCGUCGAUUAACUACACGUCGUUUGAUCCCAAUCGAAAUAACGGCAAUCCCGCGAUAGAAACAAGAAUUAAAAGCUCAGCUUUUUUUUUUUUUGGUUUUAACCUCGGUUUUACCGCCGAUUUUUAUCAUAGAAUAUCCGAACGCGCACCCAUCGCCGGGUACACGUGACACGCGAAUUUCAAUUUCCGCAAAAUUUGACCGGAAGUUGUCCCCGUCACGGUGGCACGCAGCUAGAUAUGUACGUAUAUAAAUAGAAAAAGCAAAAAAAAAAAUGGAAAAAGCAAAAAAUGACGUACAAAAUGAAAAAAAAAAGAAAAAAAAAAAAACAACGAGGCACAAAGGGGAAUGUUCAAAGUACGGAAGAGAGAGAGAAAAUUGGGUAUUUGAGCCGUGCGUUCAUAUAAAACGAAUGAAUUUAUUCCAAAGCGCGGUAAAUUGGUGCGAUUGGAAAAGUGAGUGCUCGAUGAUUGGGAAGGGGCGGGCGUGUACCUGUAGAUAUGCAUCCCAAAAAAAAGAAAAAAAAAAAAAAGGAAACUAAAAAAAAAAAACUGCACGGGUCUAUUUUAUUAAAUUUUUUUUCUCCAUUCCCAGCUGGAACGUUUUCGCCCCUAGUUUUUCAACCCGCGACGCGUCGCGAGUAAGAUAUCUUUUCCCGCAAGUCCGAGGUGGAUUGAGAAAAAUUUUUCCAAAUUAUUGAAAACCAUUUUUAGGAAAAAAUUGCAAACACGCGCCGCUUUCGUACACCCUGUAUAACGCGCACGGCGAUACGUAGAUAUGCAUAUCUCCACGUGCACACAUGUGCGGAGUGAAAAUCGAUUAACGUCGCGUCUAGCCCUAGAGUGGAAGGCACGUACAUAAUGUAACCGAAUAUAUAGGCAGUUUCGCUAUAAGUUGCCGGGCUGUGUUACACGUAUAUCGGGAGGAAGAAGAAGCAUCGGCGGAACCGAGCGAGUGAGCUCGCGCAACGUUCUUCUUCCACUUCCGCGUCUUCUUCUCGUUCCUUCCGUUUACACGUGAGUCAUCUUCCGUACCUACCGCACCUAUAUAUAUAUAUAUACAUCACUCUACAGUUCUCAGAUAAGAGACGCUAACUUACCCCGCGGUUGCCUCGGGCAUUGUGUGUGUGACGGUUGGACGUCGAUUAUUAUACGUCCCCCGAUCUGCAGUCAAAGACUACGACGACUACUACCACCUCCCGCGACCGAUCUCUCUUACAUGGAAAACCAGGUGAACGGAAAGGACGUUUCAAACUCGAGCCACGAGGACGCGGUUCGUUGUUUCGAAUCUGCCCAGGAACCGAUCAUCGUCGAAGUCCUCAGAAGACAACCGGGUCACCAGAGCGCGGCGGUCCAAUCUUCGCCGGUUAAAGAAUCGGCGGCGGAAAAAACGGAAGAAUCCGUUGGGACGAAGUCCGAAAAAUGCGACGCGGAAAACGUCGGGAAAGAAAACCCUCAAUUACCGAACAACGCCGGGGCGACCAGUCCGCUGGUGUCCACCGCCGUGCAAACCGAUUGGGCGGGAUUAAUCGAGGAGGAAUUAAUUCUCGAUCCGCUGAACAUCGAGGAACAGCCGAACGACAGUUUCGAAGAUUUUUUACCGCAACACAUCAAUUUUGAGGAAGUGACGUUGCGGAAAAGCGGAAGUGCGGAGAAACUUGGUUUGACUGUGUGCUACAGUUCUGGUUCGGGUAGUGAAGACGCUGACACCGAAGUCUACAUUUCUGAAAUUGUUCCGGAGAGUCUGGCGGCCCGAGACGGAAGACUCAGAGAGGGUGAUCAAAUUCUACGAGUCAACGGCAGGGACGUCGCCAACAAGGAACAGACCGAGUGUUUGUUCGCCGAGACGAAAAACGCCGUGACUCUCCUGGUCAGCCGAUGUUUCUAUCAGGACGAGGAGUACGACGAGCGCCGUUUGUAUCAGCAGGACUCGCCGUCCAGUUCGCCGGACAACAAUCCCGCCUACCAGAACAGUAUGAUAGAGCAGUUGAUCCGGCAGCAGCAGGAAUCCGACGAUCCCGUCAAGGAUUGCGAUCCCAAGGUGACCUGCGGCGCGGCGAAAUCCGCGCCGCCUCCGCCCCCGGUCCCCUCCCACACGUCGACCCUCCAGCAGCCGGAGGACCGGAAGCAGCGGAUGCAGGACGGGGUGAAGGAGUGCUCGAAGAAGAUGGAGGUCCUCGGGCUGAGGCCGCCGGCGCCGCCGAUCAGACUGACGGAGUCCUACACGAGCCACGUCUGGAGCGACACCGAGCACAUCUACGAGACGAUACCGGAGUCGGACAGCGAGCCGAUUUACUCGUCGCCGUACGAGCACCACAACUGGCUCCAGGUGAACCAGAACGUCAGGAACGCGGCGUCGAACAACAACCGGUGCCAGGUGUCGGGGGGGCAGACGACGACCUCCACGACGACCCCCAAAGCUUGGAACAAUUCGUCGUCGAAGAGCAACAGCUCCGGCGAGGAGAAGGAGAGCUCGAGCGCUUACAACACCGGUGAGUCGUGUCACAGCAAUCCGUUGACGUUGGAGCUCCACCAGGGCGAGAAGGACCACCACAAGAGCACACUGGUGCUAUGCGCGCCCCAGCAGAAGACGCAGCAGCAGCAGCAGUCGAAGGCCCCACCGAUCACAUCGAACGCGAUCAUCGGCAACACGAACACGAUCGGAUGCUCAUGUCCCGUGUCGGGCACACAGUACGCCGGCAAACAGACGAAGACCCAACCCUCGGCGAGGAAGAGCAGCCACCAGUCCCAGAGGGAUCACAGGGACCCGACGAACUCCAGCACGCUUCCGGCUGACACCAUGUACACGAACGCCGCCAAUUUACACCAGACGAUGUUGCUGCAGCAGGAAUUGUUCAAGCAGGCUCUUCUCACCCGUCGCACGUCGACGCAGAUGAGGGAGGGAGGAGGAACGAGGAAGUCGAAGUCGCACGGUAAUUUUCAAGCACCGAAUCUCACGAGAUAUCAGUUCGUGGGUAGCCAGCAGGUGUGCACGUCCGCUUGGGUACCGCCCGAAGACAAAUGCGAGGUACAGAUGGAGUGGAAGGUCAAAAGGAGACCGGACGGUACGAGAUACAUAGCCAGGAGACCGGUGAGGAACAGGAUACUGAGGAACAGGGCGAUAAAAAUUUCCGAGGAACGGGCCGGACACACCACCGAAGAUGACACCAUGUCGGAGAUGAAGGUCGGGAGAUACUGGAGUAAAGAGGAGAGAAAAAGGCAUCUGGAAAGAGCCAGGGAGAGAAAACAGCGACAUCAGGAAUUGCAGUUGCAACAAUUGCAGCAAUUGCAACAACAGCAACAGCCGCAACAACAACCGCAACUGCAGCAGCAACAACCGCAACUGCAGCAGCAGCAACAGCAACAACAACAGCAACAACAACAACAACCUACGCAAUUACAAACGACGGAUUUAGUAAUCGGCGAUUACAACGACGAGAGAUUGUUGGCGAAAAAACCUUUGAACAUUGUCGAACUUACGAGUCAGAAAAAAAUGGCGCGAAAAAAGACUACCAUCGACGACUUUGCCACGGUCCAAGAGAUGCUGGUACACGGGAACCGGGUGGGCGGCGGUUCCGGUCCGGGUACCGGAAGUAAACUGAUGGGUCUCCUCUCGGUGACUACCGUUUAAAAGUGAGGGAAGAAGGAACAAUUGAGAGAGUAAAAUAAAGAAAGAAAUAUUUCUGCAUCUACUCGGUUGAACGUUUAUUUUUUUUUUUAUCUGAAUUAAUUUUCAUUGUUAUAAAUAUAUUGAGGCGUGUUUACCUCGCCCCAGCCAGUGGUCACUUUUUUACCUAAAGGUUACAGUGGCCUGUGCCUUUUUCGAUACGAUCACCAUUACUUUAUAAGUAAUAAUUAUAAUUAUUGUAUAGGUCCAUUGAAAAAUUCAUCUGUUGAUUACUAUGUACGUAGAUUAUGUAAUUGUUACGUGUACAGUUCUACAUGAUCCCGAUCAACCAAAAAUAAUCGACUUUCAGCAUCGACUCGACUCUGAAAAUUUAUUUCCGUUACUUAGCCCGUUGAUUUCUUUCGGACGCGAAACAAUUAAAUCGUGAAUAUUUGAUGAGAUUACUGACGAACGAAAUUGAGAAAAAAAAAAAAAAAAGAGAAAGAAUUUUGCGCUCUCUCGAGGGCGGCGAGGUGAAGAAAAAAGAAUAAAAGACGAUGGAGAAAUCAAAAAUCCUCUCAACUAUUUGGGGUGAUACCUGCGUAUACACCGUUAUAUGUAUAUGAAUAAUUAUUGUUAUUAUUUAUGAUUAAUGUGCUUCUCAAAAAAAAAAAAAAUGACAAGAAAAAAAAGCAAAAAAAAAAAAAAAAACGUAUAUUAUGCAUUCAUAUAGAAAAUUGCAUAUACCUGUAGAAAAGUAGAGAGCGCGAAAAGCGCUACACCCACUAUAAACCUAUAAACUAUACGAAAAUUUCAGUAAUAAGUUGUAAAUAUAUAUCCGAUGAAAUGAGGAAAAAAGGAAGAAGAAAAAAUACCGAUAUAAUAUUAUUGAUAUUAAUGAUAAUGACGACGACGACGACGAUGACGAAUAGGCUGUUUUACAAGAAUUAAAAGAAAAAAGAAAAGAGUAAUAAUAACAAUUAUUAUAAUAAGACGAAGCUGAGGAAGAAUAAAAGAACAGAAAGGAAAAAAACCGCCAUACCUAUUACAUAGAAGUCUGUAGAUAUGUACAAUAAAUAAACCUAAACGAUA
Messenger RNA from Athalia rosae (coleseed sawfly), 4718 nucleotides. It is a transcript of the gene Slip1, whose product is annotated as PDZ domain-containing protein 4-like. The record is from RefSeq and is a predicted model, not a curated record. The transcript has 7 exons. NCBI's taxonomy places the organism in Eukaryota, Metazoa, Arthropoda, Insecta, Hymenoptera, Athaliidae. Gene Ontology annotation, molecular function: protein binding. Bases 1239 to 3650 code for a protein of 803 amino acids.